GCUACGCGAGACUAUUGUUUAAUGUUCCCCUGACAAAACUGCGUUCUAGCCUAAUCUAGAUGUUCUCUUUUAUUAAUCAGAGAAUGCUUCAGUCAAUAAAAUGACAAUACAUGUCUUUAAUUUGCUCUUAUGGAUCUUGAUUUUCCUCGUUUGCGGUUCGACCUAUCCAGACAUUGUGUCGAUAUCUGUAACAGAGGGAGAUUCAGUCACUCUACACACUGGUGUUCAAACAAACCUAGACAAAUAUAAAGACAUUAUAUGGUAUUUUAAUGGAAUUCGCAUUGCACAGAUCAUUGCAGAUCUCCGUUUUAUCUGUACUGAUGUUCAGUGUAAUGAAGGCACUGAGAGAUUCAAUGACAAAUUGAAGCUGGACAUUCGGACUGGAUCUCUGACCAUCAGGGACAUCAGAAAAACACACUCUGGAGAAUAUCAUCUAGUUGUCAAAAGCAGCAGGGAAAAAAUCUUUAAUGUUACCGUCCAUGAUGAUCCUGCUGGUGAUCAAGAUGAACUAAAGGAACAUGAGGGAGAAUCUGUCACUUUUAAUCCUGCUGUAAUAAGAGAACCAAAUCAUGUGCUGACAUGGUAUUUUGAUGACAUGAUUUCAGCCAUGAUUCUUAUGGCUGAAAUCACUGUAAAUCAGAGUCAGAUCUGCACUGAUGUUCAGUGUAAAGAGAGAUUCACAGACCGACUGAAACUGCACCAUGAAACUGGAUCUCUGACCGUCACGAAAACCAGAAUCACAGACUCUGGAAAUUAUACAUCAGAGAUUUUCAUCAGCAGCGACGGACGCUUCAGCAUCUCCAAAGAGAAGAGAUUCAGUCUUAAUAUCAUUUCUCUUCCACAGCCACGUCUGUCUGGAGGAGCUGUAGCAGGAAUAGUUGUUUCUGUUCUGCUGGUUGUUGCUUUGGUUGUUUUUGUGGCUGUGAUUUACAGGCGUCGCCUGCUCAGACGGCCAGCACCACCGAGCACUAUAAGAACAGAUGACAUCCCUAUGAGUGACACAAGAGCUUCUUAAGUCAGACUCAGGCUGCCAACUAAAUAUUGAACCAUCACUUCGACACUGACAGAGAGACUAAAGCGAAUAAGGUAAUGAAGAAACUCAGCGCUAAAUAAGCUGAUACUGUGUUGAAGGAGAUCAGAUGUGGAUCAACUCUGUGCUGAAUAAGGAGGUGAACGAGCAGAGCUUCAGCUCACUGUGCUCAAAUUCCUCAACCCAGAGCCCUGUGGGCAGCUUUAAUACACACCAUCCAGGAUGCCUGAAUACUGCACCAAACUGGUUACCAAUGCACUUUACAGGAUGCAUUACUGUGAAUUAUAACAUUGUGUCUCUGCAUAUCUUCAAUACUACUACCGCAAAUAACAAUGUGUUAGAUACACCCCAUCUCCAGUGUCCACGGUGAGAAACACUCUUCUUUUUCCCUCUCUCUCUCUCUAUUUCUUAAAAAACCACUCCCAUCUUCAUCCAUCUUUAGAACACAAGUGAAACAUAAUCUAGGUAUGAUACGGUACUUUGCAUUUGCAUUACUCCCUAAAUAACAUUAUUUUUAGUUUGGAUGUUCUGGUUACCUCUGGUCACCUUUAUCUCUAGCCAGGCGGAAUUUUUGGAAAGAGGUUCAGUUUUAGUGCAGAAAUAGUAUGUCCUAAACACCUGAAAAAGACGUACAUUAAAUCCUGCUCCAAAAUCAAAACUCAGAUAUGCAUUUAUACUGUUUAAUGAAAUGUAGACAACAACCUUUUAUAUACAACAAUUUAAAACAUGUCUGAUUCACGUGAUGGUCUGUUUUAUGCCACAUGUCAUUCAGGGAAAUGUAAUGAACAUUUUAAAUGAUUCUCCAUGCAAUUCUCUCUAAAGUUGGUCAAUGUCAUCGGAAAGAAGAUAUUUGUUCUGUGAAAGGCAACAUUUGUGUCGAUGUAUUUAAUAUGUGUUGGAUUUUGCAACUAUUUGUGAACUGUCACUUUCUUAUCCUAUUAACUGUAGCCUAUCGCAAAACGGAUCAUUACUGUCAGAUUUUCUUAUUUUUUAGCUGUGAGGACAUCUACUGGUCAUAACUGUGAAUUGCAGGUCAAACCGUUAUAGGCGCUGGUGGUUUCACUUUCACUAUCUUAGCAGCUUUUGAUUCUCAUUUGGUUAUUAUUAUUGUAGCUGCACUGGUCUAAAUAAAAUG
Danio aesculapii is the source of this 2165-nucleotide messenger RNA. RefSeq lists its product as uncharacterized. Lineage: Eukaryota; Metazoa; Chordata; Actinopteri; Cypriniformes; Danionidae. The record is from RefSeq and is a predicted model, not a curated record. The coding region runs from base 101 to 1015 and encodes 304 amino acids. The transcript is spliced from 5 exons.